AUGUUCAAUGGCAAUUUGCUUGGCAUUGGGAGUUUUGGAUCUGUUUACAAGGGGAUUCUCAAUGACGGAAGGUCUAUUGCUGUAAAGGUUUUCAAUUUGGAAUUGGAAGGAGUACUCAAGAGCUUUGAUGUAGAGUGCAAAGUCCUGAAGAACCUUCGCCAUCGAAAUCUUGUGAAGGUCAUCAGCGGUUGUUGGAACCAGGAUUUUAGGGCCUUGGUGCUUGAAUACAUGUGCAAUGGAAGCCUUGAGAAAUGGCUGUAUUCUGACAACUAUUUCUUAGAUACUCUACCGAGAUUGAAUAUAAUGAUAGAUGUGGCAAAUGCUGUGCAAUAUCUCCACGAAGAAUAUUCAACGCCUGUGAUUCACUGUGAUUUGAAGCCCAGUAAUGUCUUACUUGAUGAGGAUAUGGUUGCCCACGUCAGCUACAAUUGGCUACAUUGCUCCAGCUAUGGAAUCAUGCUGAUGGAAGUUUUUUCAAGAAGAAAGCCUAAUGAUGAAAUGUUUGCUGGAAAUUUGAACUUGAAGAGUUGGAUAAAUGAUUCUCUGCCUAAUUCGAUUCUUCAAGUCAUUGAUGCUAAGUUGUUGAAGCGUGAGGAUGAAAAUUUCACUGAGAAGUUGGAGUGUUUUUCAUCCAUCAUGGAAUUGGCCUUAAAAUGUGUUCGUGAAUCUCCGAGUGAGAGAGUUAGUAUGAAAGUUACACUGGAGACACUGAAGAAGAUCAAACUCAAAUUCUUGAGGGUGAGAGUGGAGGGCAGGAUGGAGGUCUUAUGCCGGUGGGACCCAUGCCCUGCCAUUACGGCUCUGCUCCCUAUGUCUUGGCAUCAUCAGCGUGCAGCUGAGGUGGAGUUGCCGAGGUCACCUACACGGUAUACUGGGGAUGUGGCCGAGCUUAGGGGGUAUGCCCAAGGGCACGGAUGA
This is a messenger RNA of Coffea arabica (coffee), 918 nucleotides long. The record is from RefSeq and is a predicted model, not a curated record. Lineage: Eukaryota; Viridiplantae; Streptophyta; Magnoliopsida; Gentianales; Rubiaceae.